Molecule: messenger RNA, 1968 nt
Organism: Acytostelium subglobosum LB1
Lineage: Eukaryota; Evosea; Eumycetozoa; Acytosteliales; Acytosteliaceae
Exons: 5
Coding region: 1-1968 (655 amino acids)
Cellular component (GO): preribosome, large subunit precursor
Molecular function (GO): protein binding
Source: RefSeq, a predicted model, not a curated record
AUGAUAAUGGAUAAAGAGAAGGACAGGGACAAGAUAUCAAAGAUGUCCUUGACACCUUCUUUGGCCAACAUUGGUGUUGGACCGACAGGAAUAACAACAAACUCAACUCAACAGAUGCAACUUCCAUCAAAGGAACGAUUCAAAGACUUGUUGUUGAUGAUAGAGCGUGAAUAUGAUGCACUUUGGGAGGAGAAUCAAGAAUUGAGAGCUAGAUGUGGAUUGACACCUUCUACCAAGAGUAUACAAUCAUCGAUCAGUCUUAAACAGAACCUCAAUAGUUAUAUUGUUAAUGAUUUACAACAACAGACCAAGGGAUCGAGCACGAGCAAACCACCCAAGCCAGUGAAGAAGUCAAAGAGUUCGAGUGGAGGUGGCAAUGGUAGCACGAGCAAGCCAAGCACAUCAAAGCGAGAUGGAUCACACAAGUGGAUCAGGGCAAAGGAUUACGUCGGUCACAGGGAUGGCAUCUGGGAGAUUACAACAUGUCCAUGGGAUAUCUUUACCUUUGCCACUUGUUCAUCAGAUAGGACAGCAAGAAUAUGGUCAGUGGAUGGACUCAAGCCACCAAUCAUAUAUACAGCGCACACUGGCACGGUGAACUCAAUUCGAUUCCACCCGACAGAGAGACUGAUCUGCACUGCCUCUGGCGACAAGACCAUCCACAUUUUCAAACUUCCACAAGAUCGUUCAGCCAAUUCAGGCUACAGAUCACCUCUUCCACAACAACAGCUCCAACAACAGCAACAACAAGUGGCGAACCAACAACCUACUGUUAUGGUGACACAUGCCAAGUCAUCUACUACACAACAUCAGCAUCAGCAUUCACCGCCUGGAGCACGAAGCGAACGUGGCAAGGUCAAGAUGUGGACACCUCUAUUGGAACGAUCAAAGUCACGUGACGAGAUCAACAUCCCUCCACAACCACUCGACCCGCCACCACAUGGUCAUGAUCUGUUUGACUCCAACGACAUGUCUGAUCACGAUCAGUUUGAUUCUGAUGAUGGUGACGAUGAGGACAGCUUUGAUCGAGCGGAGGAUCAACAAUACUUUAGUCCAAUCACACCACAACAUCAACAGCAGCAACAACAUCAACAGCAACAACAACAGCAACAGAACGUUGCACACUCACCAUUUGUUCACGAGCUUGACCUUAGAGCAUCAGAUGAACUUGACCACAUCCAACAGCAGAACCAACAUCAACAUCAACAACAACAGCCCCAACAACCUCAACAACAACAAUCCCAACAACAACAAGGCGAUCAAAGUUGCACGUUCCUACGAACACCAAUCCUGGAACUCAAGGGACACUCUGCCCCCGUCACUGCGGCCGUCUGGACAUCGAGCAACACAGUUGUGUCUGCCAGCUGGGACAAUUCCAUUCGUUGGUGGAGCGCAGAGAACGGCAAGACCACAUCACAAUGGACCAACGUCUGCUCGGACAAGGUGCAUCGUAUCACCAACAUCACAAGUGUGCCAGGUCUGAGCUUCGCCGUCACAUCCAGCACAGACGGCGUGAUCAGAGUGUGGGACGCGCGUUCCUCAGCGAGCGGUCCAAUCGAGUCGAUCCACGGACAUCACGAUGCAGUAAACUCUGCUCUGUUCACCUACGACGGCGAGCACAUUGUCAGUGGAGGCGAUGACCGCUCGGUCAAGGUGUGGGACAUCCGACAAACCAAGAACUACAAGACAUCAAUACGUUGUCCAUUGAGCAUCAACCGUCUGUCCGUAUCGCAGAGUACAUCGUCUCCGGCGACCAUAGCCAUUCCACAGGACGAUGGAAGGAUAUCAGUGUAUGACAUCUAUGGCAACAGGAAUGGCAAGUUGAGGGACCAAUAUAAAUAUGGUCACAAGCUGAUGGCAACAGGAACAGCAUGGUCCAAUGAUGAUAGUGUAAUCUUUUCAAGUGGAUUCGAUAGGAGGAUCAUCACAUGGGCAACGACAACAUCAUCAUCAUCAAACACUGACUGA